UGUACCCUUUUUCUUAACCUGAUUUCUCUGCUCUUUCUCUAGUCUGCUGCUGUUGUUUCACAAACCCUUUUAUCGUUCUCCACAGGAUGAAGCCAGAUGAUGCAGGGCAGAUUGAUAAGUGGCUUGAGUAUGCCACUAUCUUUUCUUCUGGUUCUGAGUUUGAGGGGGCCUGUAAGUUCGUUGAUGGGUAUUUGCUGCACCGCACUUUCUUGGUCGGUCAUACUUUUUCGGCCGCAGACAUUGCUGUAUGUUCAUAUCUUGCAGGGAGUGGUAAGAGAUGGGAAAGUUUAAUGAAGUCAAAGAAGUACCAAAACUUGGUUCGGUUUUAUAAUAUGAUAUCCACAGAUCAUGCUGCCAUCUUAAAUGAGGCAACAGCGACAUUUACAAAGAAGAAGGACUCAGGAAAGCCCAUAUCUUUGAGGCCGAAAGAAGUUGAGCAACAAGGGGUGAAUAACAGCAAAAAAAUUGUGAAAGAGAGUGGGAAAGUUUCAAGCCGACCUGAAGUAGACCUUCCUGAUGCAGAGAUGGGAAAAGUUUGCUUGCGAUUUGCACCCGAACCAAGUGGUUAUCUUCACAUCGGGCAUGCAAAGGCGGCGUUGAUGAAUCAGUAUUUUGCUCAGCGUUACAACGGGAAAGUGAUUAUUCGCUUUGAUGAUACAAAUCCUGCUAAGGAGAGCAAUGAGUUUGUUGAUAAUCUUUUGAUAGAUAUCAAGACUUUGGGUAUCAAUUAUGAAACGGUUACAUAUACUUCUGAUUACUUUCUGCAGCUCAUGGAAAUGGCAGUAAAGCUUAUCAAAGAAGGAAAGGCCUAUGUUGAUGAUACUCCACGUGAAGAAAUGAAGAAAGAAAGAAUGGACGGAAUUGAGUCCAAGUGUAGAAAUAAUUGUGUUGAUGAAAACAUUAAAUUGUGGAAGGAAAUGAUUGCUGGUUCUGAAAGGGGUCUGCAAUGCUGUUUGAGAGGGAAGUUGGACAUGCAAGACCCAAAUAAGUCACUUCGUGAUCCUGUAUACUACCGUUGCAAUCCAAUUCCACAUCAUAGAAUCGGGUCAAAGUACAAAAUAUAUCCGACUUAUGAUUUUGCAUGCCCAUUUGUUGAUUCUAUUGAAGGUAUUACCCAUGCACUUAGAUCGAGUGAGUAUCAUGACCGAAAUGCUCAGUAUUACCGGAUUCAAGAGGAUAUGGGGCUUAGAAAGGUUCUUAUAUAUGAAUUCAGCCGAUUAAAUAUGGUUUAUACACUUCUUAGCAAACGGAAGCUGCUAUGGUUUGUUCAGAAUGGAAAGGUUGAUGGGUGGGAUGAUGCUCGUUUUCCAACUGUUCAAGGAAUUGUACGAAGAGGUUUACAAGUUGAGGCAUUGAUUCAGUUUAUACUUGAACAGGGGGCAUCAAAAAAUCUUAAUCUUAUGGAAUGGGAUAAACUCUGGAAUAUCAAUAAGAAAAUUAUUGACCCUGUUUGUCCCAGACAUACUGCAAUAGUUGAAGAUCGUGUCUUGUUGACCCUGUUGGAUGGGCCUGAAAAACCAUUUGUUCGUGUCAUUCCGAAGCAUAAGAAAUAUGAGGGUGCUGGGGAGAAGGCUACUACUUUUACAAAGACGAUAUGGAUAGAACAAGUGGAUGCUAAAGCCAUAUCACCUAAUGAAGAAGUUACAUUAAUGGACUGGGGAAAUGCAAUUAUUAAAGAGGUUAAAAAGGGCUCAGAUGGAAACGUCACGGAACUAAUUGGGGUUCUGCAUCUUGAAGGAUCUGUGAAGACCACGAAACUGAAACUUACAUGGUUACCUGACAUUCAAGAACUUGUUCCACUAACUCUAGUUGAGUUCGAUUACCUGAUCAGUAAAAAGAAGCUGGAGGAAGAUGAGGACUUCAUCGAUGUGCUGAACCCAGAUACUAAGAAAGAGAUUGCAGCAGUUGGGGAUUCAAAUAUGAGAAAUUUGAAGCGAGGAGACAUACUUCAGCUAGAGAGGAAGGGCUACUUCAGAGUUGAUGUUCCCUUCAUCAGACCUGGCAAACAGAUUGUUCUUUACGCCAUUCCAGAUGGCAGGCAGGCUGCAACUAAGUAAACCAACUUCCAUUAAAUCUAUAAUUUGAAACCUUUUCAUGUGAUAGCCUCUUUUGGUUGGUUGUUAUCCAACACAUUUACUGUACACUUGCGAUGAAAAGAUUUUGGAAUUAGUUCUGAUUGUCAUGCUAUUCUACUGGUUAGCCUUUACUCCUUUAGUAUGUUGCAAUUGAUUCUUCUGUGUUUA
Messenger RNA from Erigeron canadensis, 2243 nucleotides. RefSeq names its product glutamate--tRNA ligase, cytoplasmic. The record is from RefSeq and is a predicted model, not a curated record. The transcript is spliced from 6 exons. Gene Ontology annotation, molecular function: ATP binding; glutamate-tRNA ligase activity. Bases 87 to 2057 code for a protein of 656 amino acids. NCBI's taxonomy places the organism in Eukaryota, Viridiplantae, Streptophyta, Magnoliopsida, Asterales, Asteraceae. Gene Ontology annotation, biological process: translation; glutamyl-tRNA aminoacylation. Gene Ontology annotation, cellular component: cytoplasm; methionyl glutamyl tRNA synthetase complex; cytosol.